Messenger RNA from Aspergillus lentulus, 2640 nucleotides. Its product is annotated as Zn(II)2Cys6 transcription factor. Gene Ontology annotation, biological process: regulation of DNA-templated transcription. Lineage: Eukaryota; Fungi; Ascomycota; Eurotiomycetes; Eurotiales; Aspergillaceae. The record is from RefSeq and is a predicted model, not a curated record. Gene Ontology annotation, molecular function: zinc ion binding; DNA-binding transcription factor activity, RNA polymerase II-specific.
AUGGAGCGUCGACGUCAACACCAUAGUUGCGAUCCUUGUCGGAAGGGGAAGAGAGCUUGCGAUGCGCCCGCUCGGAGGGACCGGCAAGGUGCAACUUCAUCUGUAUCAGGAGCCUCAGCAGUACGCCAGGAGGUGGGCAGUCGGAGGGUGCUAGCAGAGACCAAUCUCAACAUCCCGUGCUCGAACUGCAAGAAAUAUAAUCGAGAAUGCACCUUCAACUGGUUAGUUGAGAACCGUGCUACCGCGCGGGGAGGUCGAAAGCAGAAGAGUCGUAAUGUGAGCAACUUGCCUAGAGCUGAGGGAGACGUGGUCUCGAGUCGAGCGGGCUCGGGAACGGACCUGUUGGAUGAUAUGCUGUACUCCUCGUCGUGGCAAUCCGACAAUACCGGGAAUGGGGUGUCGUCGAACGGUUCUACUGAUCAGCCAGGGACUUGGUCGAUGCAGCCGAACGCCGUCUCAAUACCGCUGAGGAGCAGGGAGUCUGACCUCGACCCGUUCAGUAUCAUGCUUUGGAACGCAAAUACAGCACACGUACCUCCGAGCAAUGCGGAAACGUCGGGCUCGGCUGAGGACAGUUGUUCGAGCUUUGACUACUACCAACAGAGCUUGUCGAGCUCGGGACCGCACUCUCUCGAUGAGACUCUGGAUCUACUUCAACAAUUUGACGAUUCAAGUCCGGGAUUGAGUGGCUCUUAUUACUCUUCGUCACCCGGCUUUGUCAUACCGGACAGCAGUGACGGUCUACAAACGUUCCCAGCAGACGGUCUAUAUCCACAUGGGACCAAAGAUAAUCUAUUUGUUCUUUCCGAUAACAUAUCCGACAGCUAUGCCCGCUCGAUGAUGACACAGAAUCUCAUCCGCAUAUACCAUGACAGCAUGGAGAAUGCAUUGUCCUGCUGGCUCACGGAGCAAAACUGUCCCUACAACACGGCAGUCCCAUACACCUCACCAAGCGGGCUCUCCAGUAAAGCGCAAGCGGCAUGGGGACCGAACUGGACGAACCGGGUCUGUACUCGAGUAUGUCGACUAGAUCGAGCGUACGCCUCCGUCCGGGGUCGGAAUCUGAGCGCCGCAGAAGAGAAAAUGGCAUCCAGAGCUCUCCACACCGCAAUCAUGGCGUUCGCCUCACAAUGGGCGCAGAAGAUGCCGAGGAGCAAUGGCUUUUCUCCGACCUCGCCCGUCGCGCAGCAUGAGCGUGUCAUCCGCGAGAACCUGUGGAACCAGGCGCAUCGGGCUCUGGAGAAUGCAGCGGGUAUACCUUCGUUCCGAGUUGCGUUUGCGAACAUCAUCUUCUCCAUUGGACAGCGUCCGCUCAACGUCGACGAGGAGAUGGAGUUACAUGAGUUGCUGGAGAACGACAGCGCGCCACUGUUCAUGGAGGCGGCUGUGCGACAGCUAUUCUCCAUCCGAUAUAAAUUGACACGUCUCGAGCGGCAGAAACCAAAGUCGCGAAGUUCGCCAGAGCAGAGCAACAUCGAUCUAGCCAGUAUGGAUAUACCCUCUCCCCAGACGGAUGCAUUCUACGCCGACCCCGAGCACCAGGAAACCGUCAACCUUCUUUUCUGGCUAGUGGUCAUGUUCGAUACCCUACAGGCCGCGAUGUAUCAGCGGCCGCUGGCCAUCUCCGACGAGGACAGCCAGAUAACGUCCGUUUCACCGUUGCCCUCAGAUGCCAAAACCGACAGCACUGUCGACCUCGACGGCUGGAACAUCACAUACACCCGCGCAUUAAAGGAAAAACAAGACCUAUGGGGCGACUUCUUCCUCCACAAACGCUCCGCACGCCAGGGCUCAAACCCACCCCGCUGGCCAUGCUCCUACGAAGAAGCCGCCGAGAUCCUCUCCGACGCCAGCCCCGUCAAAGUCCUCCUCUUCCGACAGGUCACCCGCCUCCAGACCCUCGUCUACCGCGGCGCCAGCCCCGAACGCCUCGAAGAAAUCAUCCAGAAGACCCUCCGCAUCUACCAACACUGGAAUACAACCUACAAGCAGUUCUUCCAGAGCUGCAACGCAAACCACGACGACCUCCCCCCGCGCAUCCAGUCGUGGUACGUCAUCGUCGCAGGACACUGGCAUCUCGCCGCCAUGCUGCUAGCAGACACCGUCAAAGGUAUCGACGAGGGCCGACUCGGUCUAGAAAGCCGCCGCGAAGCCCGCACCGCAAUCGACUUCGUCGCGACCCUCCGACGGGAUAACGCGCUCGCCGUCGGGGCCAUCGCACAGCGCUCCCUACAGGGCAGGGAGUCCCUGUCCAACCGCAUCCGGUUCUACCACGACGCCGUGAACGAGGCUGCGUUCUUGACUGAGCCGUGGACGCUUGUCCUUAUUCGCUGUUUCGCCAAGGCGGCGUAUAUUCUUCUAGACGAUAUCACGCCGCUAUCGCAUGGCUAUAGACCGGAUGAUCCGUCCGAGUAUGCAAGGCGGAACUGCGAGUUCUGUAUCUCGGCCUUGUGGUGUCUGGGGACGAAAUCGGAUAUGGCGUUUGUGGCUGCGCGGUCGUUGUCGAAGCUGUUGGAUAGACGACUAGGUAAAGGUGUCGAUCAGUUUUGUUCUGUAGGGGAGGGUGUCCGGGUUUCCUCGAUGCCGCUUUUUGAUGAACGUGUCUCAGCCGGGUUAGGCAAUAUCAGUAUACCGGUUUAG